CUGGGGGGAGCAUAGAAAGGCCCCCUCCCCUGCGUAUGGGGCACAGCAGCUGUGACUGGCCUGGCCCAUUAUGUCUCCCCUCAGAUUCCGCUCGUCUUUCAUGGUUAUUUUGAAACCACGAAGUGUCUUGGGAACGUCAUGCUGCCUUUGGAGCCAUAUGAAGAAUGAUGGGAAUUAGGGAAUCUGCUCAAUGCCUGGGCGAAUGAGCAUAACCAUGGUUGCAAACAUCAGAAGUAAAAUGUCACGGCUCAGCUCCCUGUUGAUUGCUAGCCAGCAUAUAGUGAAAGGGGCAGGAUAUCAAGAAAGAACCUCGCUUAGAUUGCAGUGGCUUCCACCCUGCUGGGGUCACCUGACUUUUCCAAACGAAAGGCUAUGUUGCCAUCCAUUGCAUUUAUUAUAUUGCAUUCCUCCAGCUGUCUUGCAUUUGUUGCUACUUUAUGAGAAAUGGCCUGUGGUGUUGUAUGUUGCCCUUUUAUGAGCCCUGUUCCCUUUAACAAAACCCAUGCGCCUUCCCCCAGUCUUCAGGUAGUGAUUUAUUCCUUUAUACUUCUUAGUAGUUGGAAGAUGAACAGAAAGCCACACAGUGUAGCCCCUUCAAAGCACACGGGAGCGGGGCUUUGCUGCUUGAGUUUUCUGAGCAGAGCGCGUGAUGCUCUUCUGAAAUGCCUGGGUCGCCCGAGGUGAUGUAAAAAAUAACCAGGAUGUCCACCCUGCAAAUAAAUGAGCGGUCACUCUAUACCUUAUUGCCUCUAGGAUUCCCGAUAGCUAAAAAAGAGGGAUGCGCGCAGCCUUCACUUGCUGCUUCUGAUCGGCUAAAUGGGAGAGCCGCUCUGUCCGGCUCGGUCUCUAUGGUGUCUGCCGAUUAUCGCCCCACGUGGCACGCUGGGAGCCGGAAGUGCCGCUGAGGCUCGGCGGGAGGGAUACCGGCUCUGAUAUUCUCCGAGCGAGAGCUCCUCUUAGCGUGUGCAAAGCGCAUCCUUAGAUCCUGGCGUUCCCAGAGAGGGGCGGGGCACCGGCGCCACAGAGCUUUUCCGUCUUCCUCCCUUCUGCCUGGUGGGUCCUGGGGGAGGGUCGGUGCCUGUUGCGACGAGGCUCUUAGCGGGGAUGCUCGGCCGGGCAGGGGGAGGCAGGAGGAGCCCGCCUCGUGCUGCGGCAGGUCUGGGACCGCUGGACCGUCUCUGUCUUGCUGCCCGCACCACCAUCCCCGGCGGCGGCGGCGGCGGCGGCUGGGAGUUGGAGCCCCGCGACCUCCGGAGGUCCCCGCUAGGGAGUGAGGCAGAUGUCCGUUUCGCCGCCCCAAAGGAUGUGGACCGCCGACGAGGUGGCCGCCCUGUGCUACAGCCACUACGACGCCCGGCUGCCUAAGCAAGGGAAGCCGGCGGCUGGUCGAGAGUGGACUCUGCUGGCGGCGGUGCUGCAGGUGGAGAGCGCAGAAAUAAAGGUGAUUGUUGCCAUGGGAACUGGAACGAAAUGCAUUGGGCAGUCAGAAAUGAGGAAGACUGGAGACAUCCUCAAUGACAGUCAUGCCGAAGUGGUGGCCAAGAGGAGCUUCCAGAGGUACCUCCUACACCAGCUAUGGCUGGCAGCUGUGUGCCAAGAGCCCAGCAUCUUCCAUCCAGGAAUGGAGGAAGGGAAGUGGAUUCUCAAACCACACAUCACCUUUAUUUUUUUCUCCAGCCACACACCUUGUGGGGAUGCUUCAAUUAUCCCAGUCUUGGAAGUGGAAGCACAGCCUUGCCAGCCACUGAAGCCAUCAAAGGCAGCUAAGAGGGGCAUCAGUGACUGUGGGCCUCUGGCAGCUGAAAGGGAGUCUGAAGAGACGGCAGCUGACCAUUUCCCCAAGAGACAGAAAGUCUGUGGUGCUGAGCUCCCUGCUGAGGACCGUGUAGGAACCAAAGUGGUGGAUGUCCACAGGACUGGGGCCAAGUGUGUCCCAGGAGAGGCAGGGGAUUCCCAGCGGCCAGGUGGCGACUACCACACCGUGGGGCUUCUACGGAUCAAGCCAGGCCGUGGAGCCCAGACAGCCUCUAUGUCUUGCAGCGAUAAGCUGUUGCGCUGGAAUGUCCUUGGCUGCCAGGGAGCCCUCCUGAUGCAUUUCCUCCAGCAGCCCAUCUACUUUUCAGCCAUGGUUGUGGGCCGUUGUCCCUACAGCCAGGAGGCCUUGCAGAGGGCCAUCGUUGCAAGGGGUCUGCCUGUUUUGUGUUUGCCAGAUGGCUUCCGAGUUCAGGAGGUGGAAAUCCUGCAGUCCCAGCUGGGCUUCAUCCACAGCCGUGAAGCAGUCCAGGCCAACCAUGCUCUGCACCAAGGGAAGGUGGUGCCCUGCGGGGCAGCUAUCAGCUGGAGUGCUGUUCCGGAGCACCCACUCGAUGUCACUUCACAUGGCUUCAAGCAGGGGUCAACCAAGAAAGUGAUUGGAAGUCCAAAGUCCAGGUCUCAAAUCUGUAAGGUGGAACUAUUUCAUGCAUUCCUGAAGCUGGCGGCCAGCAUUCCACAGGAAAAACUGCCAAAAACUCUCAGAGAGAAGAAAUUAAAGACUUACUGGGAGUAUAAGGAAGCCGCUGCCAGUUAUCAAGAAGCCUGGAAAGCACUGCACAGCCAAGCUUUGGGCUGCUGGGUGAGGAACAGUCGCGAUUACCUGCACUUCACGUGAGAGGAGGAAGUUGCACAUCUGUGACACCUGGCUCAGAGGCAAGACUGCCUCACCUAGGGGGUGGGAUGUUACUGGUCCCUCCUGUGACUGACAUGCAUAGAGCUGCAAUGAUUUAAACUUGCAAGAUUAAAAUUUCUGAAACUUCUUUUUAAACCACCAAGACUCUUACAUACUUAGCCACCCCCAUCAUUUGCAUUUUAACAAAAGGGCAUACUAAAACAAGGUAGCAGCCCAUGAACCCUGUUACUUAAUUGUCGCAGCAUGGUCUUUUCUGUUUUUGUCUUUAUGUAACAGGCUGAGAUUGCAAACAGCUCUUGCAAAUCUAUUGUUAAUUAAGUGUAGUAGACAAAAAGUGGGAUCUCCAAUUGUGUAAUGUUAGACCUUGAUAUGAUUUGCAGUUCUGGUACUUGAUAUGAAUAAUUUUAAUUGUAUACCCAUUUUAAGAAGGUAUUAUUUAGGCUUUUGUUGAUGGAAGUUUUAGAAACGUAUUGAGUACAGUAAGCCUGCAAAUUAUGCACAUUUAAUUUGUGUGCAUUCAGCUUUAUGCACUUUGCAAUUUUUAAAAAAAGAGACUUUGGCAAUCCCCACCCACUAUUGCACCCAAUGUUUUGAUUGUACAGGAUUUUUGGCUUUAGGUGUGAUUCCUGGAACAUAACCCCAGCAUAGAUUGCGGUCUUACUGUAUAGGACAGAUUGAAAUUGACUCUUGUAUGCUGGUUGUUUGAACAUAAAUGCUUAGAGCAGGGGUUAUCAAUGUGCCCUCAGAUGUUGCUGGACCAAUCCAGUCAUCCUUUACCACUGACCAUGUAGUAGUGCAACAAUCUGGAGCAUACCAUGUUUGUUUUCUCUGGCUCAAGAGCCUAGUGCUGUUAAAACAAGCUAUUUAGGAGUUGUUCUACUAAAGCAAGCUAGGCUACUUUGUAUAGUAAACAAUUCCAUUUAGCUUUAUCAGCUUUUAGAGAAUUUUGAGGUCAGCACAGCAACUGUCUAAACUGGAUUGUGAUGAUGAAUGCAUUAUUGAAAAUGUAUCCUGUGAUAACAAUAGAUUACACAGCUGUGUUUUAGUAUGGCUCAGAGGUGAGUGUACUUGAUAGACCUGUGCAACAAAGGCACCAGGGGAUGAACACCAAGGAGAGGAAGUCCAUUGCUGCUGCAGGAGGGGGAAGGAGGCCAGCUCACUCCUCAAAGAUUUAAAGAGCCGCCUGAUUGUUCUCAUGAGUGCCAACAUAUUACUGCAUAGGAUUUUGCGGCCAGCCAUCAUUGUAAAUGCAGCCUUGGGGGAGGUGAAUGUCACAGGGCUUGUGAAACUUCCUGAUGCCCAUCCUGCUUAUUCACUGAAAACCUAUGUACUUAAUUGAUACAAUCUGCCAUAGUUGGCUGCCUCUUUGUUAAUUAUAAACAAGGUACCCACAAAGCCAGAUAACUAAGAACAUGUGAUGUAAUGCUAGUUUUCAUGACAUCAUUAAGGUGUGCUUCGAACAGAACUGGCUACAUCUGGCAUCUACCUGCUUUUUGGGUGUGGAGAGCAAAUAUGCCCACCUCCAUGACUGUAGCUGGAUCUAUCUGUCUUUACUCUGAAUACUAGCAAUACAACAUGGUUAUUGAUUAGCCCUUGUAAAGCUUGACCUCGUAAGACUGUGUGUUAGAAAGUGAAGCUGAAGUAACAUAGAACCGAAACAUAUUUGUGAGAGGAAUUUUAAUCAGUUUCCUCUAGCAAAAUUCAUCAAGAGGAAGACACUAGCCAAAAUCAACAUAUUAGCAUCUUGAGACUGUUUGGAACAAUCUAAAAGCGCCCUUACUAUGAAACUGUAAUAAUUAAUAAUUAGUCAAACCUUCAUUUCAAAAUCCCCCUCCCCCCAUCACUUUAGUCCCUCAACUACCUUGCUUCAGUAUUUAAAUAAUGUCAGUAUAUGUGUCCCAGAGGAGAGAGACUAUGGAAUUUACAGCUAUGAGUACAAUGUGCAAUGGGGAAAUAAAACUUUCAUAAAUUA
Messenger RNA from Zootoca vivipara (common lizard), 4640 nucleotides. RefSeq names its product adenosine deaminase tRNA specific 1 (gene ADAT1). The record is from RefSeq and is a predicted model, not a curated record. Gene Ontology annotation, molecular function: RNA binding; tRNA-specific adenosine deaminase activity; adenosine deaminase activity. Gene Ontology annotation, biological process: tRNA processing. Lineage: Eukaryota; Metazoa; Chordata; Lepidosauria; Squamata; Lacertidae.